This is a messenger RNA of Condylura cristata (star-nosed mole), 2544 nucleotides long. It is a transcript of the gene VGF, whose product is annotated as VGF nerve growth factor inducible. Gene Ontology annotation, molecular function: neuropeptide hormone activity. The record is from RefSeq and is a predicted model, not a curated record. Bases 227 to 2071 code for a protein of 614 amino acids. Gene Ontology annotation, biological process: carbohydrate homeostasis; regulation of synaptic plasticity. The transcript has 2 exons. NCBI's taxonomy places the organism in Eukaryota, Metazoa, Chordata, Mammalia, Eulipotyphla, Talpidae.
GGGCGCUGUCCAGCGUGCUGAAGCCGGAGCGAGAGAGCUGCCCGGAGCCGCGCCGAUCCAACAGAGCCCAGCCCACCGGACGCCAGAUCUCGACCGUCGCUCGUUUCCCAGCCAUCACUCGGAGCCGAGGCGGACGCGUCCCGAUCUUUCCCUGUCCCCACCCCGCCCCGACCCUCCUCUCCACCUCCCGCGUCUGACACCAGCUGCCUCAGGCAGCCCUUUUGCCAUGAAAUCGCUCAGGUUGCCGCCGGCUUCUGUUCUCUUCUGCUUCUUUCUACUGACCAAGGGGUUGGGAGCAGCGCCCCCGGGGCACCCUGAGGCGCAGCCACCUCCCCACAGCUCUGAGCAUAAAGAGCCAGUAGCUGGGGAUGCAGUGCCCGGGCAGAAGGAUAUUAGCACUCCAGAGGUCCGAGCCGCUCGAAAUUCAGAGCCGCAGGACGAGGGAGAGCUUUUCCAGGGCGUGGAUCCUCGGGCGCUGGCCACGGUGCUGCUGCAGGCACUUGAUCGCCCGGCCUCGCCCCCGGCGCCCGGCAGCUCCCAGCAGGGGCCGGAGGAAGAAGCUGCUGAAGCUUUGCUGACCGAGACCGUGCGCAGCCAGACCCACAGCAUCCAGGCGCCAGACACCCAGGCGCCCGCGGCCCCGCCUCGCCCUCAGACUCAGGAAAAUGGUCCCGAGCCGGGUGACCCCUCCGAGGAGCUCGAGGCGCUAGCUUCCCUGCUCCAGGAACUGCGAGAUUUCAGUCCGAGUAACGCCAAACGACAGCAAGAAACCGCGGCAGCGGAGACCGAAACUCGCACGCACACGCUGACCCGAGUCAACCUGGAGAGCCCGGGGCCAGAGCGCGUGUGGCGCGCUUCCUGGGGAGAGUUCCAGGCACGCGUCCCGGAGCGCUCGCCCCUGCCUCCCCCUGCUCCCCCGCAAUUCCAGGCGCGUAUGCCCGAAAAUGGGCCCCUUCCCGAAACCCACCAGUUCGGGGAAGUAGUGUCCUCCCCCAAAACACACCUAGGUGAGGCACUGGCACCCCUAUCCAAGGCGUACCAAGGCCUGGGCGUUCCCUUCCCCAAGGUUCGCCGGCCGGAGAGCUCACUCCUAGGAGGCUCCGAGGCGGGGGAGCGCCUUCUACAGCAAGGACUAGCGCAGGUAGAGGCCGGGCGGCGUCAGGCUGAGGCCACGCGGCAGGCCGCGGCACAGGAAGAGCGGCUGGCCGACCUCGCAUCCGACCUGCUGCUCCAGUAUUUGCUGCAGGGCGGGGCCCGGCAGCGCGGCCUGGGGGGUCGAGGGCUGCCCGAGAAGGAGCGAGAGAGCGAGAGGGAGGAGGCGGCGGAGCAGGAGAGACGCGGCGGGGAGGACAGGGUGGGGGAAGAGGAUGAGGAGGCGGCGGAGGCGGAGGCGGAGGCGGAGGAGGCGGAGAGGGCGCGGCAGAACGCGCUACUGUUCGCCGAGGAAGAGGACGGAGAAGCCGGAGCGGAGGACAAGCGCUCCCAGGAGGAGACGCCCGGCCACCGGCGGAAGGAGGCGGAGGGAGCAGAGGAGGGCGGGGAGGAGGAGGACGACGAAGAGAUGGACCCGCAGACGAUCGAUAGCCUCAUUGAGCUGUCCACCAAACUCCACCUGCCAGCGGACGACGUGGUUAGCAUCAUUGAAGAGGUGGAGGAGAAGCGGAAGCGGAAGAAGAACGCCCCUCCAGAACCCGUGCCUCCCCCCCGGGCUGCCCCCGCCCCUACUCACGUCCGCUCCCCGCAGCCCCCUCCCCCCGCCCCCGCCCCUGCUCGGGACGAGCUGCCCGACUGGAAUGAGGUGCUCCCGCCCUGGGAUCGGGAGGAGGACGAGAUGUUUCCCCCGGGGCCCUACCACCCUUUUCCCAACUACAUCCGGCCGCGGACACUGCAGCCACCCGCCGCCUCUCGCCGCCGCCACUACCACCACGCCCUGCCGCCUUCGCGCCACUAUCCCGACCGGGAGGCCCAGGCGCGGCGCGCGCAGGAGGAGGCGGAGGCGGAGGAGCGCCGGCUGCAGGAGCAGGAGGAGCUGGAGAAUUACAUCGAGCACGUGCUGCUCCGGCGCCCGUAACCGGCCCCGCCCCCGCGCGCCUCCGCCGCGCGCACCGCCACCCCCCUCCGUGUUGCUCCUCACCCUCCCAGUGUUUGCAUGCUCCCCCGCCCUGCCCUCGGCCGCCGCCCGGCCCCGCCCCCGCCCGCGGGCCGCCUGGUCCCCGGCUGUGCCCCAACCAGUCGGGCCUCUUCCCCGGCCCGAAUUCCCAAAACUCACUCACGGGUGUCCCGGGACCAGCCCAGGUGGGCGAGCGGUUUGUGCGAGUUACUGUUCCCUGCGGGGCUUGGUUCCCAACUAGUCCCUCUUGGGACGUUCCCUUCCGAAACCCGGAAAAAGCAGUUCCAGUUAAUCGUGUGAAGUGUGUCUGUCUCUGGCCCUUCGAGCCCCUCCAGAUCGCUGUGAAUUUACCCCUUCUUUCCCUUUUCUGUUGUAAAUACCCCUCACGGAGGAAAUAGUUUUGCUAAGAAAUAAAAGUGACUAUUUUAUUAGGA